CUUUCUUUCUUUUUUUUUUCCUCUCUAUUACACAACAAAAAAAAAAAAAAAUGGCUGAAUACGGAUACCCAAAUCCUCCUGAAGGAUAUCAGGAAGAUGAUGAAUAUAACAGUAAUCAAAAUAAUUCAUAUUAUUAUACCAGAGAGAAUUCCACUUUUGAUAACAGCAAUAAUUACGGAUAUCCACGUUUUUCAAACGGUGCAGGCGAUAAUUAUGACCCAGUGUUUUCUCAAGAAGAUUAUAAUUCUCCUAACCCAAAUUAUCCACAACCACCAGAAUCAAAAUAUAAUCCUGGCCCUAAUCCAAGUACUAUAAAAAAAAAAAGCCCUGCCCUAAACUUUAUUUUGUUUACAAACUACUAACAUAUAUAUUACAUUGUAUUAGUUCCCUAUGGUGGUAUGGUAAUACACCAUACUGAAAAUGAGCCUGGAAAUCAGUUCUAUUUGCACGUUGAUCCUAAUGUUGAUAAAGACAAUAUGCCUGAUUUUGAACUUUCCAACUGUCGUGGUAAAAAAAGAGCUUUACUUGUUGGUAUAAAUUAUACUGGAACAAACAAUGAAUUGAAUGGUUGUAUUAAUGAUGUUGAAAAUAUCAAAAACUUUAUUAUAUCUUUAUAUGGUUUUCGUGAGGAGGAUAUGGUUAUCUUGACAGAUAAUCAAGAAGAGGAGAGAUUUAGACCUACUCGUAGCAAUAUCAUUGCUGCUAUGCAAUGGCUAGUUCAUGAUGCUGAAGCAGAUGACUCUUUCUUUUUCCAUUAUAGUGGCCAUGGAGGUAGAGUAGCCGAUGUACAUAGUGAUGAAGACGAUGGCUUUGAUGAAACAAUUUAUCCAGUGGAUUUUGAAAAGUAUGAAGGAGAUUCAGGACAGAUUACUGAUGAUGAAAUGCAUAAUUUACUUGUUAAGCCUUUACCUGCCAAGUGUAGAUUAACUUGUAUAUUCGAUAGUUGCCAUUCAGGCACUGUUUUAGAUUUACCUUUUGUUUAUUCUACUAAAGGAGAAAUCAAGGACAGUAAUUUAUUUAAACAUGCAGGUAAAGGUCUCCUCUCGGCUGGUAUUGCGUAUGCACAAGGUGACAGAGAUGGUGCUUUAUCAUCUAUCAUGUCCCUUGGUAAACAACUAUUUGAAAUUCAUAAUAUCUCUAAUGAAUCAAAGCGUAAAAACUUUUCUCCUGCUGAUGUGGUUAUGUUUUCGGGAUGUAAAGAUGAUCAAACUUCUGCAGAUGCUAAUGAAGCUGGAAGAGCUACAGGAGCCAUGAGUUAUGCUUUUACAAAAUCACUUCGAAAUAAUCCUAAUCAAUCUUAUCAAGAAUUGUUGAAUAGUGUUCGUGACAUCUUACGUGAUAAAUAUUCUCAAAGACCUCAACUGAGUUCUUCUCAUCCUAUUGAUGUUAAUCUUCAAUUUACAUGUUAAAUUAAUAAAACUAUCAUUUAUUUAUAGUAUUUAUUUAUUUAUUUAUUUAUUCAUCUUCAUCUUCUGAUUCUAAGCCAGCCUCCUCAUCUUCAAUAUCCUCUUCAG
Messenger RNA from Cokeromyces recurvatus, 1514 nucleotides. RefSeq names its product peptidase C14, caspase domain-containing protein. Gene Ontology annotation, biological process: proteolysis. The transcript has 8 exons. Lineage: Eukaryota; Fungi; Mucoromycota; Mucoromycetes; Mucorales; Mucoraceae. Gene Ontology annotation, molecular function: cysteine-type endopeptidase activity. The record is from RefSeq and is a predicted model, not a curated record. Bases 399 to 1409 code for a protein of 336 amino acids.